This is a messenger RNA of Gloeophyllum trabeum ATCC 11539, 3850 nucleotides long. Its product is annotated as antiviral helicase. Gene Ontology annotation, molecular function: ATP binding; RNA helicase activity; RNA binding. The record is from RefSeq and is a predicted model, not a curated record. The coding region runs from base 70 to 3765 and encodes 1231 amino acids. Lineage: Eukaryota; Fungi; Basidiomycota; Agaricomycetes; Gloeophyllales; Gloeophyllaceae. Gene Ontology annotation, biological process: nuclear-transcribed mRNA catabolic process, 3'-5' exonucleolytic nonsense-mediated decay. The transcript has 22 exons. Gene Ontology annotation, cellular component: Ski complex.
CUGGAAUCGUGAUAGCCUUGCGGCUUUAGCGUCGAGAUCGAUCAGCAUUGAGCGCACCGUACUUUUGCCAUGAGCUCUGACCAGGAACAAUUACUCGCCGACAUCGUCAAUCCUAAACCUGAGACCGCAGAACGUUUGCUGAAGGAACUUGGGCUCUCCGGCGUUCCGGACAGAGAACACGUCCAUCAGGAAUUAGAAAAGAGAUUCCUCUUACCGAACGACACGCUUCCGACGCACUGGCUUCCCACGUAUCAAAUACACUGGGACCGGAAGCUUGAGAUCCCCUCUUUGCUCAAGGUCGCUCCAUCCCCAGCCCCGACCACAGUCUCCUUCGUUCGCGCAGGCCUCGAGGGACGGGUAACGGGAUAUACUGAAGUACCCACCACACGGCUCAGUACCGGGUUGACUUCCACCUCUCUAGAACGAGCACCCGCCCCCAGCAAAAGCUUUGUCCGCGGAAAGUCUGGAUAUGUCCCCUUCUGGCCCGGUGGACUGGAUGAAGCUCUCAAAGAAUCGGCUGAUCCAGUCGAGCUCGAUAAGAGUGUGAAAGGACUGAGGACCAUCCCUCCCGGUUUCACGAGAGGACUCCGACUGCCUGGUGAUGAUCCCGAUGAUGAGAUACUCGGAGACCUGGGUGAUAGGGAAAAUGAGAUUGAGGGUUCCUUUGAGAAUGGGAUUCAGCCCGAAAGUUUCAUAGAAGACCCCGAAGACACUGAACAGACCAAUGGCUUCGUACCAAACGGCGCAGAAAUAGACGAUUUACUUCCAAUGACGAAAACAAGUUUGAAUCCUUUGUCAUCAGGGCGUAAACGCAUCAAGCGCGCCAAAAUCGAGAAACGGGAAUGGGCGCAUGUUGUAGAUAUCAAUAAGCCCAUGAAGAACUUCCACGAGUUAGUGCCCGAGAUGGCACACAAGUAUCCUUUCGAACUUGAUACUUUCCAGAAGGAGGCCGUGUAUCAUCUGGAGAUGGGCGACUCUGUCUUCGUCGCUGCUCACACGUCCGCCGGGAAGACUGUCGUAGCGGAAUACGCGAUAGCUCUAGCGGAGAAACACAUGACAAGAGCGAUCUAUACAUCUCCCAUCAAGGCUCUCUCCAAUCAAAAAUUCAGGGAUUUCAAGCAAACUUUCUCGUCCCAAUCUGUCGGCAUCUUGACCGGAGAUGUGCAGAUCAACCCUGAAGCAAGUUGUCUCGUGAUGACGACCGAGAUUCUGAGAAGCAUGCUGUACAAAGGUGCAGACCUCAUUCGAGACGUUGAAUUUGUCAUAUUUGAUGAAGUCCACUACGUCAAUGAUGCUGAGAGAGGUGUCGUUUGGGAAGAGGUCAUCAUUAUGCUUCCAGACCAUGUCAAUAUAAUCCUUCUGUCUGCGACUGUUCCUAAUGCGAAGGAAUUCGCAGACUGGGUUGGGCGGACGAAGAAAAAGGAUAUCUAUGUAAUCUCUACAGCGCAACGUCCAGUGCCAUUGGAGCACUUCCUCUAUGCUGGGCGCGAGUUGUACAAGAUCGUCGACGCGAAGCGGAAUUUCCUGGGUCUAGGAUACAAGGAUGCAGGAGAAGCACUCAGACGUAAACAGGACAAGGAACGGGAAGCCGCUGGUUUGCCACCUGUUCAGCGCGUUGGCGCUCGAGGCGCUGCUCCAGCCCAGCGAGGCCAACGUGGAGGGCAGCGUGGUGGCCCGCCGACGCGGGGAUCAUCUGGACGUGGAGGUGCUGGGGUUCGAGGAGGGGGGCCACAAAGGACGGUUCAUCAAGGGACGGAUAAGAGUCUUUACGUGCACUUACUUGGCCAUCUCAAGAAGAAGUCGUUAUUGCCCGUUGUCAUAUUCACGUUCUCCAAGAAGCGUUGUGAGGAGAAUGCGGCAACGCUUGUCAACUUGGAUCUGUGCACAGCCUUGGAUAAGAGCGAAAUCCACGUAACGAUUGAGAAGGCAUUGUCAAGACUAGAGGCAUCUGACAAGAAGCUACCUCAAAUCAGUCGUAUGAGGGACCUCCUUUCCCGCGGCAUUGGUGUUCACCACGGUGGUUUGCUUCCUAUUGUGAAAGAAGUCGUCGAGAUCCUGUUUGCACGGGGACUGGUCAAAGUCCUGUUCGCCACGGAAACCUUCGCUAUGGGAGUCAAUAUGCCCGCUAAAUGCGUCGUCUUCUCCGGAACUCGAAAACACGACGGGCGCAGCUUUAGAGAUAUUCUGCCCGGUGAGUAUACCCAGAUGGCUGGCCGCGCGGGUCGUCGUGGUCUGGACACUACCGGUACUGUGAUCAUUAUUGCGAAUGACAACAUCCCGGAGCAAACCACGCUUCAACACAUGAUCCUCGGGACUCCCGCGAGACUCCAAUCCCAAUUCCGACUGACGUACAACAUGAUCCUGAAUUUGCUCCGUGUUGAGGCGUUAAGAGUGGAGGAGAUGAUCAAGCGCAGCUUCUCUGAAAACGCGACGCAGAAGCUACUCCCUGAUCAUCAAAAGAAGGUGAUAGAGAGCGAGAAAAAGCUUGCCUCGUUCCCCACACUCGACCCUGAUAUUGAGGCCUAUUAUGACGCAUCGUUUGACAUCGUCACUCUGACCCGACAACUGGUGGCUAUUGGAAACAAAUAUCUCACGUCUGGAAGGGUAGUCAUUCUCCGAGAUGGUCAUUUCAAGUCUAAUGUCGCAACGAUCUUGAAGCCUACCAGAGGGCCCACGGAUGAUUCGAAGAUGUUCCUGGUCUUGGCACUGGUCGAUCCCGAGACACGAAGCAGGAAGUAUGACGUCGACUAUGAUGCGAUGCCGCCUCGCUGGCCGAUAGAUCCUCACUCUUUGAAGGUCAGAGAGGCCAACUACGAGAUCCUCCGAGUACCGUGGAAGAGCAUCGCGAUGAUCACAAAUCAGAAUAUCAAGGUCGACUUGGUCGCUAUUCUCACUCGUCGCUGGAUAUCUGCCAUGCGCGAGGUUACGAGGGCACUUGUCGCCCUUGUCGAUGAGUGGUGUAAUGUUGGCGAAGUCCCGGAAAUCAACUGGGGUAAACAGCGGUCACUCGAGAUGCAGGAGGUCUUGCAAGCUCGAGAUGAAUUGACGAAGCAACUGGCCGAUAAGGCCUUUUGCACGUCUCGCCCCGAGUUUGAUGAGCACUAUUCCGUAGUUCACGCAGAGAAAGUGCUCCGUGCGAGCAUAGCGAACCUCAAGAUGGCAAUAUCAGAUCAGAACCUGGAGCUCAUACCCGAUUACGAGCAGCGGAUCGCUGUCCUCCAGGAGCUGCAGUUCAUUGACGAGAACUCUACUGUUUUACUGAAAGGACGCGUAGCUUGCGAGAUCAAUUCUGCAAAUGAACUCGUGCUUACAGAGCUCAUCCUCGAAAAUAUGCUGGCAGUAUACGAUCCGGAAGAAGUUGUCGCAUUGCUUUCGUGUUUCGUCUUCCAAGAGAAAACAGACGUCGAGCCGGAACUACCGCCGAAGCUGCAGGAAGGUCGGGAUGCAAUCAUCGCGAUCAACGAAAGGGUUAGCAAGGUACAGGAGGCCCAUCAAGUACCGGGCGAAGAGUUCCGUCAGUUAAAGUUCGGCUUGAUGGAAGUCGUCUACGAGUGGGCAAAAGGAAUGCCGUUCUCGCAGAUCACUGCGUUGACUGACGUCGCAGAAGGUACUAUUGUACGUGUCAUCACUCGACUCGAUGAGACCUGUCGCGAAGUGCGAGACGCCGCGCGAGUAAUUGGAGACGCGGACUUGAUGAAGAAGAUGGAAGAAGCUCAACUAAAGAUCAAAAGAGAUAUUGUCUUUGCGGCUAGUCUGUAUUUCUAGACCCUCUGGAAUAUUGUGUAGUCUUCUCUGUAUCGUUAGAUAGUAUGGAUAGAGAAUCGACCUUGUGUAUGUGCGCAGACAUGGC